AUGGCAGGGGUCUGGAAGGUACUAGUGGUGCUGGUGGGCUUGGCAGUGGUGGCUUGUGCCAUCCCCCGUCGCCGUCUGAGAUAUGAGGAGGUUGUGGCCCAGGCCUUGCAGUUCUACAACGAGGGCCAACAGGGCCAGCCCCUCUUCCGCCUGCUGGAAGCCACCCCACCACCUAGUCUGAACUUCAAAUCCAGGAUCCCACUCAACUUCAGGAUUAAAGAGACGGUGUGCAUUUCCACCCCGGACAGACAGCCUGGAAACUGUGCCUUCAGAGAGGGCGGGGAGGAGCGAAUCUGCAGGGGCGCAUUCGUCAGGCGCCGGAGGGUGCACGCUCUGACCCUCCACUGUGACAGGGACCAAAGGCGUCAGCCAGAGGUUCCUAGGGUCACUAGUCCAGCAGGGCCCACAGCCUGAGGCAGCCGCCUUGAAGGCUCAGAGCACCAAGCUGCCGCCUGUGGUCCGGGACCUGUCUGAGAACGCCAAGUACAACAUCAUCAGCAACAUCCUGAGAAACUUCUAGCGCUGGGCAACGGAGCGGAGGCACUGCAUCCCAGCGCCACCUUCUCUUACCCACCUGCCCGCCUUCAGCACCCUCUCUCCCGCACAGUCCAGCUUCUUUUUGUGCAGAACCCUGGGCAACCUCUGCUCUCUGCCCUUCACAAAUCCAGACACUUCUCAGGCCUGCGGCACCAGGGGUGGGCGUGUGGGGGGAGGUCAGACCGCCCUUGGGGGAGAACCACA
Messenger RNA from Lepus europaeus (European hare), 741 nucleotides. Its product is annotated as 15 kDa protein B. Bases 1 to 414 code for a protein of 137 amino acids. The transcript is spliced from 4 exons. The record is from RefSeq and is a predicted model, not a curated record. Gene Ontology annotation, cellular component: extracellular region. Gene Ontology annotation, biological process: defense response. Gene Ontology annotation, molecular function: cysteine-type endopeptidase inhibitor activity. NCBI's taxonomy places the organism in Eukaryota, Metazoa, Chordata, Mammalia, Lagomorpha, Leporidae.